This is a messenger RNA of Galeopterus variegatus (Sunda flying lemur), 547 nucleotides long. RefSeq names its product small integral membrane protein 2 (gene SMIM2). The record is from RefSeq and is a predicted model, not a curated record. NCBI's taxonomy places the organism in Eukaryota, Metazoa, Chordata, Mammalia, Dermoptera, Cynocephalidae.
AUGACCAGAGGAAGUGUCCCUCUGACUGAUGUGAGGGAGAGAGCCGUGCGAGAUGUGGAGGGAGCAUUCCAGGCAGAGGUGCCUGCAAAAGUGAGGGCUCUGCAGGGACAGCAGCUGGGCAUGCUGGAGGAGCAGCAAGGGGGCCGCUUAGGUACGUUAGUCACUGCCAAGAGUCUAUUGGUGUUCAUGUGCCUCAUUAAGUUUGGAAAGCUCUGCUUCCCCUCUGCUCUUUGGAACCUGGCCUUUGGUUGGCCUUUCAUGAAGAGUGGGACCCUCAAAGUGCCACUGUCAGCACUCUCCAGGAGGGAGGUUGGAAACAGGACUGAUGCCAGCCAGCUGCCUCACAGGGAGGUGGAAGCACGUGGCCAUGCCAUUAGCGUCCUGUUUGGCUUCUGGACAAGUUUCAUCUGUGACACCUACAUUGUCCUCGCUUGGAACAGCAGAAUAAAAAGCAGCCCUAGUGCUAGCACCUCUUCUGGUGAGCCACACACCAGAAUACAGCAGAACAGAAGGCAAGGCCAUGCUAAAGAGGACCAACCAAAGUCAG